Molecule: messenger RNA, 1035 nt
Organism: Candida dubliniensis CD36
Lineage: Eukaryota; Fungi; Ascomycota; Pichiomycetes; Serinales; Debaryomycetaceae
Gene: CSH1
Product: aldo/keto reductase
Exons: 1
Coding region: 1-1035 (344 amino acids)
Source: RefSeq, a predicted model, not a curated record
AUGUCUAUCGAUAAAUCAAAAAUGGUCACCAGAUUAGGUAAAUCUGGUUUGAAAGUCAAUACUGUUGCUAUUGGUACCAUGAGAUUGGGAUCUAAUUGGAGAGGGUUUAAUGGUGAUAUUGAUGAAUGUUUGAAAAUUUUGAAAUUUUGUUACGAUAAUGGAUUCCGUACUUUUGAUACCGCUGAUACUUACUCGAAUGGUAAGUCGGAAGAAUUAUUAGGGUUAUUCAUCAAAAAAUAUAAUAUUCCUCGUGAAAGAAUUGUUAUUUUGACAAAAUGUUACUUCUCAGUCAAAGAUGAUGCUGAAGACAGUACCCUCGAAAUUGAUCCAAUUGAUUUUAUGAAUGGUAAAGGAUUAAGUAGGAAACAUAUAUUAGCAGCAGCUGAGGCAUCUGUUAAACGUUUGGGUACAUACAUUGAUGUCUUACAAAUUCAUCGUUUGGAUCGUAAUGUUACGUACGAAGAAAUUAUGCGUUCUUUGAAUGACGUUGUUGAACAGGGGUUAACAAGGUAUAUCGGUGCUUCAUCUAUGAAAACUUGGGAAUUUGUUGAGUUGCAAAAUGUAGCUAAAGCAAAUGGUUGGCAUCAAUUCAUUUCUAUGCAAAGCCACUAUUCAUUGUUAUAUCGUGAAGAUGAAAGGGAAUUGAAUGACUAUUGUAAGAAGAAUGGUAUUGGAUUAAUUCCUUGGUCUCCAAACGGUGGUGGCGUUUUGUGUCGUCCAUUUGAUGCGGAAAAAACCAAACAAUUUUUGGACAACAAGCAAUGGUCAAGUUUGUUUGGAUUAGACAAUGCUAGAGAAGCAGAUAGGAUUAUUGUUAAUAGAGUUGAAGAAUUGAGCCUUAAGUACAAUGCGUCUAUGAUGCAAGUUUCUUUGGCUUGGUGUAUGGCCAAAGGUGUGAUCCCAAUUGCCGGUGUCUCCAAAUUUGCUCAAGCUGAAGAGUUAGUUGGUAUUUACAAUGUUAAUUUAACUGAGGAAGAUAUUAAAUAUCUUGAAGAGCCUUACCAUGCUAAAGACUUGGCAAGGGUCAGUGAGUAA